AUGCCAAUUAAUAAAAAUAAUGAAAAUAGUGGUGAUAAUGACAAUAUGAUUUCAAAUAAUAAAAAAAAGAAAUUAUUAUUUGAAGCAGAGAGUGUACAAGAUGAAUAUUAUGACGUAGAUACAAAUAGAGAUGAUAAAUCAAGAUCAAAAGUCAAUUCAUUUAGAUAUCAAAGUUUUUCAGAAAAAAUCUCAAAAGUUGAUAUCAAUAUUUUCAAUAAAGUUGGUGAUGUAUUGAUUGAAUUGGAACACGAAAAUGAUUCAUACUUUCAUCAAUCAAUUAUGACAUGGAGAGAAUUAAAUCUUACUCAACAUUAUAACAAUUUUUUCAUUCACAUUCGUAAAUAUCAUAAUAGUCUUCCAGAAAUUAUCAUUCAUAAAGAUAAAAUUAUCGAUAUUUUAUUACAACAUAUUUCAAUUAAAAAUUCAACAGCUUUAAAACCAUUAUUAAGUAUUUUAGCAUCAUUAUCACGUGAUUUAAGAUCAGAAUUUUAUGGAUCAUUUUUUAAAGUUUUAAAAGUUUUAAUUACAGUUUUAAAAAAUUCAUUCCAAUCUGAAUCAAUUGAAGAAAUUUAUACAUCAAUUUGUUUUAUUUUCAAAUUUUUAGAAAAGCAAAUUUUACCAAAUUUCACCCAAUUAUUUGAAAUUUAUUCAGAAUUAUUUUUACAAAAAAGAAAAUAUAUUAGAAAGUUUGCAGCAGAAAGUAUUGCAUUCUUUUUAAGAAAGAUUUCAUUUGAAGAAUUUGAAUUAACAUUGAAUUAUUUAUUUGGACAAUUAUCAAUUAAUAAUCAAAGUGAAGAGUUUAUUGAUGCAUUUUCAAUAUUAUUAUUUCAUUCAGUUAAAGGUGUUAAAGGUAAAUUUCAUUCACGUACUGAACAUAUUUUACCAUUAAUGUUAAGACAAUUGGAUUCAAAAAAUAUUAAAAACUGUCAAUAUGAAUGUAAAUUCCGUGUAAUCGUAAGAUUAUUCCAAUUAAUUAAAAAUCAUGCUGUUAAUGAAGGUGAUAAUUUAAAACCAAUUUGGAUAACAUUAAAAAAAGAAUCAAAUGAAAUUUUUAAUUUAAUUAAAAUUUUUCAACAACAACAACAACAACAAAAUAAUAUCAGCAGCGGCAAUAAUAAAGAAUUAUUAAAUUUAUCAAGUCAACUUGAAGCAUAUUUUAAUAUUAUUAAAGAUUGGAUGAAUGGUAGUAAAAUGAUUGAUGUUAAUGAUAUUUUCAUUAUUUUAUCAAAUUUCUUUGAAAAUGGGUUAAUUUUAAAAACAAUAAUUGAAAAUGAAUUUAAUUCAUCAAAUUUAUUAAUAGUUUUAGCAAAAGCAUAUCCAAUUUCAAUUAAAUAUAGUGGUAGUGGUAAUAGUGGUAAAAAAGAAUUAAUGUUAAAAUAUUUAGAUAAUUUAUUUUCAUUACAAAAUAUAAAGAAUUCACAUUUAUUAAUAUUUCAAUUUUGUACAAGUUUAAAGAAAUCAAAUUUACAAGAUACAAUCAUUACAAAUAGAUUAGUUAAAUAUUUAGAUAAGAAUUCAUCAACAUUGGAUAUUAAUGAAAUGUUAGCAUUUAUAAUUCGUGUUUUCACAUUGGAUGAAAAUGAUGAACCUUUACCAAUUUCAUUAUAUCCAUCAUAUGAAAUUCCAAAUCUUUUAAAGAAAUUAGAAUCAUUAUUAAUUAAUUUCAAUAAGAAUUUCAAUGUUAUUAGUAGUAAUAGUAGUGAUGAUAAUGAUAGCAACCAUGGUUGUAAUUUUAAUUUUGGUUCAAUUUGGUCAAUUGUUUCAAGUUUAGUUUGUAUUUAUUCAAAAUCAAUUAUUGAAAUUUUACCAAUUUUAGAAAAUACAACAAUUUUAAUUGAAUCAUUAAUAAAUAAUAGUAAUAGUACAAUUUCAAAAGAUUCACAAGAAUAUCAAAAUUUAAUUUAUUUAUUAUCACAAUCAUUAUCAAGUUAUAUCAUUUUAUUAUCAAAACAUUCAAAAACUACAAAUAAAUUAGCACAAUUAUCAAAGAGAAUUUUUAAUUUACUAUCAAACUUUUCAAAUAAUAUAAAUAUUUUAAAAUUAUCUUCAAUUUAUUUUGAAAAAUUAAAAGAUUUUGAACAAAUAACACCACCAAUACCAAUAACAACAACAGUAGAAAAGAAAUCAUUAACAAAGAAAUCAACAACAACAACAACAACAACAACAAAAUCAAUUACACCAGUUGAACCAAUUAAAUUUGAAAUAUUUAAAAAUCAUUUAGAAUUAUUAAAAUUAAAUUUAACAAAUAAAUCAAAUUCUAUUAGAAGAGAAACUAUAUCAACAUUAAAAUAUUUACAUUUAUGUACAGUUAAUAAUAAUAAUAAUAAUAAUAAUAAUAAUAAUAAUAAUAAUAAUAAUAAUAAUAAUAAUAAUAAUAAUAAUAAUAAUAAUAAUAAUAAUAAUAAGAAUGAUACUACAUCAUCAACAAUAUCAACACAAGAAGAAAAUGAUGAAAUUCAAAGAUUGUUUGAUUAUUGUUUUGAAAUUGAAACAGCUCAAUAUCAUUUAAGAGAUGCAAGAAGUGUUGUUUCAAAGGUUGAUGCAAUUGGUUCAAUCUAUUCAAAUGGAAAGAUACCAUAUUUUAAUGAUUUACUUUAUCAUUAUAUGAUGGGUGGUUUUUAUAUUCGUUUUACUCCAAUUUGGUCUGCAAUUCAAAAGAAUAUAAUAUUAUUUUGUAAAAAAGAUAUAAACAAAUUUUAUCCAAUCCUUUAUAAAACUUUACAAAAUUCUGAACAAACUUUAUUAAAUUUAAAUAAAGAUAAAAUGAUAAUUGAUAAUGAAAAAGAAAAUGAACAUGAUGAAGAAGAUGUUGAAUUAAUUGAAGAUGAAGAUGAAGAUGAAAAUAAUGAAGUAGAAGAAGAAAAAGAAAAAGUUGAAAAAGAAAUUGAAGAAGAGGAGGAAGAAGAAGAAGAAGAAGAAAUAAAAUUAAUUGAAAAUAUAUCAUUUGAAAAAUUAAUUAUUAAAGAUAAAUUAAAUUUAAAUUAUUUAUUUAAUGAAAUUUUAGAUAGAUUAUAUAUGGAGAAUUCAGAAAUGAUUGAAAAAUCAGCUAGGAAUAUAUUAUUAUUAUCAACUGAUCCAAUUAAUUAUAAUUCAACAUUAUGGAAAACAAUGUCAAUGUUGGGUUCAUUAGUUGAGGCUCAAUCAAAGGAUUUAAUUCAAAUGUUUUUAGAAUUUGUUUAUUUCGAUUUCAAUAGAUUUACAAAAGUUUUCAAAAAUUCAUCAAGUGGUGAUUCAUUCGAUUUCGGUGAAUCAAUUAUAAAAGUUGCACAAACAAGAGACCAAUCAAUUAUAAAACCUUAUUCAAAAACUCAAGCUGAACAACUCUUUCUUUACUAUUUAGAAUUCUUUUCACAAUUUAAACGUCCAACUAAAAUGUAUCAACAAGAUUUAAUGAAACAAUUAUUCUAUCGUUGUUUGGAUAUUGAUGAACCAAAAAUUCAAUUCCAAACAUUACAAUGUUAUUUACUUUGGGCAAAUCCUUCAAUUCAACCUUAUAAAAAGAAUUUAGAACGUUUAAUUCAUGAUAAAACAAUGAGAGAAGAAAUGACUACUUUUAUCAUCUCAAAAGGUUCACCAAAUACUUCAAUCACUGAUGAUCAUAGAGUUGAAAUCGUUGAAGUCGUCGUUAAAAUCUUAAUUUCAAAAUUAAAUCGUAAAGUUACUCGUUCAUCAAUCGAUGCUCAAAGAAUUACAAUUUUCUCUUAUUUCUCUGGUUUAUCAUCUGAUGAAUUAAAACCAAUUAUUAAAAGACUUUUACAACCAUUUAGCUUAUUAUUAAAUUCAUUAAAUGAAAAUGUUAAUAGUGGUGGUGUUACCAGCAGUAAUAAGAAGAUUAAGAAAUCAACUAGUUUGGUUAAAGAAGACUUUUCAUUAUUACCACAAUUGGAUAGUCAAGUUUACUUUUUAAAUAUUUUACAAUCAGCUGUUAAACAAUUGGGUUCAUUAUUAGUACCAUUUAUGGAUGAUAUUAUAAAGAUAUUGUUAACAAUUUCGAAGAAUACUUUAACGACAACCAUUGUCAAUUCAAAUGAUAAACGUCCAAAGAUUAUAUCAUCAAUUCGUUCUUUGGCAUUUAGAAGAUUCUCUGAAAUUUUACAACAAUACCAUUCUUGGGAUUUCAAAGAUUAUAUAUCAGAAUUAUUUAAAAUUAUCUCAACUAUACUUCCAUCAUUAAAUGCUUAUGGUUUACCAGUUGGUUUAAGAAGAUGUUUAUUCGUAGUUUCUUCAAAUUCAAAUUUAGUAGGUUACUUAAAUCAAGAUAUUAAAUUGUUACCAACAAUCUUGUCAUUUAUAACCUAUAAACCACAUCAAGAUUCUUUCUUAUCAAUCAUUGAAAAUCUUUUAUUAAAUGUUGAUCCAAAUGAAGCUGAACCAACAAUAAUUGAAAUUUAUAUGAAAGUUUUAUUACCACAUAUUGAUACAAUUAUUAAUGCUGUUAAAUCAAUUUUAUUACGUGGUAAUAAUAAUAAAAAACAAAAACAAGAACAAAAACAACAACAAGAACAACAAGAUAUUUCAAAAAGUGGUAGUAAUUUUACACAACCAAAAUUAAAUUCAUUAAAUCCAAGUAAAUUAUCAAAAAGACAUUUAGCAAUUUUAUCAGAAGUUAGUAAAUUUGCAAAAUCAGCAGAACAAGCUAGUGAAUUAUUAGAAUUAUUAAUUCCAUUCCUUAGAUAUAAUAAAUUGGGUGAUGAUGAUGAUUUAGUUUUAUCGAUUUUAGUUAUCUUUAAGAAUAUGUUAUCAAUUAUAGAGAAUCCAGAUCACCACAUUCCAACCUUGUCAACAUUAUUUGGUGUAUUUAAAACUCGUCUCACUCGUACGACAUUGGCAGAGAUAUUCUUAGUGUUGGGUGAAAAAGUGAGUUAUAUGUCAUUGAUUUCUCCAUACUUGGAGAAACUAAAUGCAUACACAAAGAAGAGUGUGCAUUUGGAAACCUAUGAUUACGAUAAACGUUUGGAAGCUUAUCAAUACAUUAACGAUAAUCUAUUAGAGAAAUUGGGUCAUCGUGAAUUGUUACCAUUAUUUAUAAACUAUGUCUACUUUAUAAAUGAUAAAGAUUACUCAAUUAAAAAUAGUGCAAUCUCUGGUAUCUCGAGAUUAAUUAAAUCAAUCUCAAAGAAAUUAAAUGAAAAUGGUGAAGUGAUUAAAUCAAAUGAUCAACAAAACACAAUUGAAAUCAUUAAUCACUUUAAAACCAUUUUCAUUCAAUCAAUGCGUUCAUCAUUUAAUGAUAAAGAUGUUAGAGAUGAAUUUUUAAUUCUAUUCAAUCAAUUACUCAUCGAUUGGAAAGGUCAUAAUCAAUUUUAUCCAGAUUUAAAACAACUCUUAUUCAUUGGUGAUGAUGAAAAGAACUUUUUCUUAAAUUAUUGUCAUAUUCAAAAACAUAGAAAAAGAUUAUCAUUCCUUCAAUUAAAAAAUAUUUGUUCAAUUAAUAAUCAAGAUGAUGAUGGUAAUAAUAAUAAUCAAGACAAUUGUAAAUUUUCAAAUGAAACAAUUAAUCAUAUUAUUUUACCACUUUCAAUUCAAGCUAUUUUAGAAACAUCAAUAAAAGAUCAUGGUAGUGCUGUACUUGGUGAGGUUGUUAAAUCUUUAGGUGUAUUAGCAAAAUCAUUAGAUUGGAAAUGUUAUUAUCAAGUUUUAAAGAAAUUAAUUAAAACAAUGGAUGAACAUCCAAAUAGAUUUAAAUUCUUUGUUAAAUCAGUUUGUGAAGUAAUUGAUGAAUUCCAUUUCUUUAUUAAUGAAACUGAUGUUAGAAAUGAAUUAUUAACUGGUUCUGAAAUUAAAGAUGAUAAAAUUAAUAAUAAAGAUGAAAAUAAUAAAGAACAAGCAGAAGAAGAAGAAGAUGAUGAAGAUGAUGAUGAUAAUGAAGAAGAUGAAGAAAUGGGUGAAGAAGAAAAAGAAUUAAGAGAAAUUGAAAAUGAUCAAAAUAAUUUAGUAACUGAAUAUAAUGAAUUUGAUCAAGAAGAGAAUGGUGUAUUAAAAGUUUCAAAAACUAAAGCACAAUCAAUAUUAAAGAUUAGAAAGAAGAAAGUUAUUGGUAGUACAAUUGUAAAGACUAAAAAUAUUUCUGAAGAGAUUUUCCAAGCGAUUACAACGGUUUUAACACCACAAUUAAAGAAACAUCUUGUUGAAGUUAAAGUUGUAACAAGCUCAAAGAUGGAUACUGGUAGUGCAGCUCAAGCAGAGAAACAAAAGAAUGAAGGUUUAGUUAAUUUAUCGAUUGCAUUGGCAAUAUUAAAACUUUAUAAACUUUUACCAGAGAAAACAUCCUCUCAAUUGUAUCCAAAUAUCAUUGGUAAACUUUGUAUUGGUUUAAAGAGUAAGGAAUACUCAGUUAGAGAUACAACUAGAUCAACACUUUUGCAAGUGAUGGAAACAUUAGGCUACAGAUUCUUCCCAUACAUUCUUAAAGAUUUAAGAAAUAUUUUAAAGAAUGGUUAUCAAAAGCAUAUCCUUGCCUAUACAUUACAUGCUCUAUUGAAUACACUUUCAAAGAGUAUCGAAGUCGGUGUAUUGGAUAGUCAAAUAUCAUUAUUGAUGGACAUUAUCAUUGAAGAUCUCUUUGGUGAACCAUCGGUUCAACGUGAGAUUAAACAAGUUCAAGAUACUUAUCCAGAGGCAAAAACUCAACGUUCUUUCGAUUCUUUACGUAUCAUUGCAACCAUCAUUCAUUUCAGUAAUACAAAUUUUAUGAUUAAACCUAUAGAAGAGAUCAUUUCAGUUUCAAAUUCACCAAAACUUUUACCAAAUUUACAAGAGAUGAUUAAAAAGAUUGGUAAAGGUCUUAGAGGUAAUAAAUCUUUAGAUUUUAAGAAUCUAUCGAUUUUAACCUAUCAAUUCAUUACCAAAGGUUUAAGAGAGAAAGAAAUCAAUCAAUUUUCAAAUAGAAAAACAAUUACUCUUGAUACAUCGAUUGGUGUUGCUCAUAAACCAACCUAUGAAGAGACUUUCUCAAUUCAAGCUGAUCCAUCUAAAAAGAAGAAUUCUCGUAUUCAUCAACAAGAGACUCAUUCAUUUAUUUUCGCUGAAUUAGGUUUCUCUCUAUUGAUUCAUGCAAUCAAGAGUCAAAAAUCAACUCAACUCGAACAAUAUCGUUCAAUGAUUGAUCCAUUCAUCACUUAUAUCUCCAAAUGUUUAGAACAUAAACAACCACGUGUAGUUUAUCUAUCAUUGAAAUGUUUAUUAAAAGUUUUCAAUAUGGAUUUACCAAGUGUAAAAGCAAAUUCAAAACAAUUGACAAUUCAAGUACUAAAGAGACUUCAAAUGGAUUCUGGUAAUGAAAAGAUUUCAAAUAGUUCCUAUGAGAUGGCAACUUGCUUCCUUCGUGAUGAAAAACAAGAACAUGUCAAUGAAGAACAAUUGAAAGCAAUUCUAUCGUUAACUCGUCAACAUUUAACAAGUGGUGAACAAAAUCUUAAUCGUUCACUUACUAUGCUUCAUGUUUUAGUCAAUAGAAAAGUCUUACUACCUGAAAUCUACGAUCUAAUGGAUUUCUGUUGUGCAUUGAUGAUUCGUUCUCAUCAACCAUCGAUUGCAACCAUCAUUAGUAAUAUUUUCAUUGACUUUUUAUUAUUCUAUCCAAUGGGUGAAACUCGUUUAAAACAACAAAUCACUUUUCUCAUAAAGAAUCUUUCCUAUGAAUAUGACCAUGGUAGACAAAUAGUUUUGAAAACUCUAACUCAAAUAGUUGAACGUUUCCCACAAGAAGUUUUGAAUCAAUAUGCUCUAAUUAUCUACGUUCCAUUGGUUGUACGUUUAACAAGUGAUCCAUCACCAUCUUGUCGUGAAAAUGUCGCUCAAUUAAUUAAACAAUUGAUUAAAGGUGUCUCUGUUCAAAUCGCUUCGAAAAUCUAUGAUAUGACAAUGUGUUGGUUUGAAAAUGGUUCAAAGAAUCUUACAAUGGCUAGAACCUCUGCUCAAAUCAUUGGUAUUCAAUCCGAAUGCUCUUUGGCAAACUUUGAAUCAAAACUUCCAACUAUCGUUUCAAAAUCAUUACCAUACAUUGAACAAUGUUUAACCUCACUUCGUGAAAAAGAACAAUCAUUCAAUAUCAUUGAUGAAAUCUCUGAUGAUGCUCAAAAUUCAACUCAAUUACUACCAGGUUGGCAAUUAUCUUAUUCAAUCUUUACUUCAUUUGAAAAGAUUUUAACAAAUUAUCCAAACUUUUCAACUUCAACUCAUUUAUCUCAAUUUUGGAAACUUUCAAUUGAAUUCUUAAAUUAUCCACAUAUUUGGGUUAGAACUAGUUUAACUAGAUUAUUUAAUAUUUUCUUUACUCAACAUUCAAUUUUAAAUUUAGUACCAAUUAUUGAUCAAUUAUCAACAAAUAACAAUAAUAAUAAUAAUAAUAAUAAUAAUAAGAAAUCAAAUUCAAUUUCACCAAUUUAUAAUAUUAUAUUUAAUUCAAAUUCAAUAUUUGAAAUUACUAAAAAACAUUGUUCAAUUUUAAAUAGUAAAUUAUUAACUGAUGAACUUGGUUUAACAAUCAUUAAAAAUUUAAUUUAUCUUUCAAUGUUAUUCUAUAAAUGUAAAAAUAUUAAACCACUAUCAAAUAGUAAUGAUGAUAUAACUCCAAAUAUUUUCAUUGAAAAUAUUGAUAAUAAUAAUAAUGAUGAUGAAAUGAAUGUUGAUAAUCAUGAAGAAGAAGAAGAAAAAGAACAAGAAGAACAACAAGUUGAAAAUGAUGAUGAUGAUGAUGAAGAAAAUGAUAAUGAACAACCAAUGGAAGAAGAAGAAGAAGAGAAAGAACAACAAGUUGAAGAAGAUGAUGAAGAUCAAAUUCAAGAAACAACAAAUGGAAAGGUUGAACAAGAAUCGUCAAUGUUAUUAUGGUUAUUUAAGAGAUUAUCAUAUAUGUCAACCAAAGCAGGUUAUUUGAGAAGAAAAUAUAUUUUCAGAUGGAUUGCUGCAGUUUCAACUCAAUUAACCGUUCAAGAGUUAAUCCCAUACCUUUCAAUUCUAUUGAUUCCAUUAAUUAAAUGUACUGAUGAAAAGAUUCGUGUCACUCCUCAAGAAAAGAAAUUAGCUCAAGAAGUACUUGAUAUUUUAAAGAAAAAGAUUGGUCCAAGCAAAUUUAUGUCUGUCUAUCAAUCAAUCGUUAAAGCAACUAAUGAAAUGAGAGAAAAGAGAAGAGCUGACAGAAAGAUUGAAGCCAUUGCCAAUCCAAAGGAAUUCUUACAAAAGAAACAAGAAAAGAGACAAUUAACUAAAGAAAAGAAGAGAAAAUAUAAAAGAGAAUCACUCAAAGAAUUACUUGAUGAUAGAAAGAGAAUUCGUGUGUCUCAACACUUAAUUCAUGGUGAAGAUGAUUAA
Molecule: messenger RNA, 9312 nt
Organism: Dictyostelium discoideum AX4
Lineage: Eukaryota; Evosea; Eumycetozoa; Dictyosteliales; Dictyosteliaceae
Gene: utp20
Product: HEAT repeat-containing protein
Exons: 4
Coding region: 1-9312 (3103 amino acids)
Source: RefSeq, a predicted model, not a curated record